Papaver somniferum (opium poppy) is the source of this 1474-nucleotide messenger RNA. Its product is annotated as zinc finger CCCH domain-containing protein 25-like. Bases 95 to 1171 code for a protein of 358 amino acids. Lineage: Eukaryota; Viridiplantae; Streptophyta; Magnoliopsida; Ranunculales; Papaveraceae. Gene Ontology annotation, cellular component: U2 snRNP; catalytic step 2 spliceosome; precatalytic spliceosome. Gene Ontology annotation, biological process: mRNA splicing, via spliceosome. The transcript has 5 exons. Gene Ontology annotation, molecular function: metal ion binding; RNA binding. The record is from RefSeq and is a predicted model, not a curated record.
UCUAUUGAGAAUUUUGGACAUUUUUACUCUAUUUCUAGGGUUCUGAAAUUCACUUCUUCUACUUCUUCUUAUUGUGAGUUUUGAAUCAGCAUCAAUGAAUCCCUUAACGCUAGUAAAGCGUAUUCAACAGAUAAAUUCAAAAGAAGCAGCUCUAGGUAUAUCGGAUGAUGCUUCAUGGCAUGCUAAAUAUAAAGAAUCUGCAUAUGUUUUUGUUGGUGGUAUUCCUUAUGAUCUUACUGAAGGUGAUCUUCUCGCCGUUUUUAGUCAGUAUGGAGAGAUUGUUGAUGUUAAUCUUGUUAGAGAUAAAGCGACAGGUAAAUCGAAAGGGUUUUGUUUUGUUGCAUAUGAAGAUCAGAGAAGUACAAAUCUUGCUGUAGAUAACUUGAAUGGAGCUAAUGUUCUUGGUCGCAUUAUUCGGGUUGAUCAUGUUACAAAGUACAAAAAGAAAGAAGAAGAGGAUGAAGAAGAGGAACAGCAGAAGAGGGAGGAGCGUGGUGUAUGCCGUGCCUUCCAAAGGGGCAAUUGUAAUCGUGGAGCUUCGUGCAAGUUUUCACACAAUGAACAAAGAGCUGCGAACACGGGUUGGGGUGAUAAGGAAGAUACCGGUGCAAGAUGGGGAAAAGACAAGUACGAUGGUUCAUCAAAGGGUCCCAAAAGUACUGGCAACAUGUCGUCCGACCGUCACGGAGAGCCUAAGGGAGGGUUCUCAAGGUUUAGGUCAGAUGAUAAAAACAGGAGACUACCUAGAUCUGAGGAGAACGAAGGGAAGAAGAAUAUCUUUGAGAAACAAAUUGAAACGAAACCAAGAGAUGAGGAUAGGCGAAUCAAUGGUAAAAGGUCAGAGAGGUAUGAGAAAGAAACAAAUCACAAGGACUUGGACAGGCGGUGGACUGAACGGUCUUCAAGUCAUGAUUCUGAAUUGAACCUGAAGGAAGAUGGGGAUGACAGAGGAAGGCAGGAGAACUCUGGAAGGCGUGAUUCAGAACUAAGUUAUAAAGGUGACCGUGAGAAUAGAAAGGAAGAAAGAUUGGGAAGACAUGAAUCAGAAAGAUAUCAAAAAGAAGAACGGCACCACAGGGAAGAUGAAAAGCGACCAAGGUAUGAUAGAGAUUCUUCUUACCAUCACAGGAGAGAGGAAACUGAUACAAGCCAGAGGAGGUCACAUAGAUAAAAGAGUCCUUUGGAUGGAUUUGAUGAUAGCUGACAGAUGGUUCCAAUUGAUCAAGAAUAUCAGGUAAGCAUUGGGUCCUUUUUUUUUCUUAAUCGUCUACAUGCCUGAACUUUGUAUCAGUUGUGAUAUCGUAUUGGUCUUGCAUUUGAUAAUUGCAAUAUUUAGAACUGAAAUGUUUGCUUCCCAACAUUAUAAUCUAUGUGAGCUCAUUUUGGUUGAAACAAAGCCUAUCUUCAGGCAUGCCUUCUCUACCUGAAUAUGUAAAUUAUCAUUCAGUCGCUUAUUUCUGCAUUUUGGUUUCAC